Messenger RNA from Prunus armeniaca (apricot), 663 nucleotides. Lineage: Eukaryota; Viridiplantae; Streptophyta; Magnoliopsida; Rosales; Rosaceae. The record is from the annotation of a GenBank genome assembly.
AUGGCGUCCACUAACCUUCCGCCGAUCAUGCUAGACCACCUCUACUCCAUGGAUGACGAUCUUAAAGCAGAAGGGCCGCUCCUGCUACUUGAAGAUGCCCGUAAAAAUCCCGUUGUUGGUGAUGAGCCAUCCCCUGAGACUGCUCCUAUCAGUAAAGGUUGGUCAGAAUGGGUCGAUCGUGAACUGCGGGAUCCAUCCACAUGCAACAUCCUGCGCAGAGCACAAGUCCUUGAUGCCAUCUUCCUUUCCAAAUUGUGGGACAUCCAUAUCGAAGCGAAGAUGCUUCGUCACGUGGUCCGGAGGUGGAGCACCGCUACUUACACCUUUGUGUGCUCAUGGGGGGAAUUUACCCCUACCCUUGAAGAUGUGGCGAAUAUCUCUCGCCUUCCUGUCUGUGGCGACCGUAGUCCUUUCGGCAUCGCCCUCACUCCAGAAGAAAUAGAUAGCCUUGCAGUCUUGCGAAGAGGCGCUCCCACCUCUCCCAGCACUUCACUCCGGUUUAGCAACUGGAUACAAUAUUUUGGGACGCAAACAGACAGAGUCCCUGCCGUGUUCUUGUGGGAGCGUCUCAAAGGGUUGGAUGUGUAUUCACUCCCUCACUCGCACGCUAUAAAGUUGGCUGACUGGGGCAAUGGUUCCUUUAUGCCAACAAUCUUCCAUUAG